Megalops cyprinoides (Indo-Pacific tarpon) is the source of this 945-nucleotide messenger RNA. RefSeq names its product odorant receptor 131-2-like. Gene Ontology annotation, cellular component: membrane. The transcript has a single exon. The record is from RefSeq and is a predicted model, not a curated record. NCBI's taxonomy places the organism in Eukaryota, Metazoa, Chordata, Actinopteri, Elopiformes, Megalopidae. Bases 1 to 945 code for a protein of 314 amino acids. Gene Ontology annotation, biological process: G protein-coupled receptor signaling pathway. Gene Ontology annotation, molecular function: G protein-coupled receptor activity.
AUGGCAAAUGUCACAGUCUUUUACAACAUCACAUUUUUGCAUGAAGACAGAGGAAUACCUUUUAAAGCCAUUCUUUCCAUGACACCAUGCUUCUUCUUCCUCUACAUCAACUUUGUCAUGCUGGUCGCGCUGAGGAGCAAAGCCAUCUUCCGAGAGACCUCGCGAUACAUCCUUUUCACCAACAUGCUAUUUGCAGACUCUCUGCAGCUGCUGAUCUGCAUGCUGCUGUACAUGUUUGCUGUGGUGAGACUGUACAUCAGUGGUGUGGCAUGCUUUAUUAUGGUAGUCACUGGAGGGAUGACUGCUCGUAUCUCCCCGCUAAACCUGGCCGUUAUGUCUCUGGAGCGGUACGUCGCCAUUUGCUUCCCUCUGAGACAUGCUGAGAUCGCCACCAGCAGGAGGACAGGUGUGGCUAUUGCCAUUGUGUGGUUUCUGGGCUCGCUCAACUCCCUGACUGAUGUGACUUUGUUUGUGAUCUCAGGGUCCUCCUUUGCCACCAUAUGGGAAUUCUGCUCCGGAUCCAUGAUGUUUCAGCUGGAGGUGUCUGCAGACAUAAAUGAAGCUUUCCAGAUUCUCUACUUCCUGGUGGUGGGAAUCAUCAUUAUCUACACAUAUAUCAGCAUUGUGGUUGUUGCUAGGACAGCUGCCACAGACAAGGCUUCAGCUGCCAAGGCUCGUAAGACAGUGCUGCUGCACCUGAUCCAGCUGUUACUAUGCCUCGCAUCCACACUCUUUGACACCGUAGUCUUAGUGGUAAAUGCACGCUUGGACCGCAUGUCUGCCUUAAACGUACAGUAUGCCAUGUUUCUGGGGCUGGUCAUCUUUCCAAGAUGUCUCAGUCCUCUUAUAUAUGGGUUGAGAGACCAGAAUGUCAGGUCCCUUCUUAAAUACUAUUUUACCUGUGGCUUUAGGAAUACAAUAAAACCGAUUAACAUUGCACUGUAA